CCUGCCCACGACGUCCCAAAGCGAGAAGGAGGGCGCUGAUGAGGCCGACGUGGCCGUGACGUUCCACAGAGACGAUCGGCCGCCGGAGGAGGCGGCGGCGGUCUUGUCCCCGACGGAGGCCGCCGCUCUGGGCUGCCACGUCUCCCCGCGUGGCUCUCGCCUCGCCCUCCGCUGCCCCUCCCCCUCCCCGCUCUCACACUUUGUCAAGGAGAGGGGAGUAGAUCUAGAGAUCAUCAGAGCAACCAUCCUGUACCGACUCCAGAGCGACUUCCUGGCUGUGGACGCCACCGUUUCCUGUUCUCGGAGUUAGUUUUGCAUUAUCAGUCUUGCAUUAUUUGACAAGUGUAAAAUACCAGAGUGAAACGUCUCCUCGUCUCCCGCCCUAGACGAGGCGACGGCGGACGGGUCCGACCUGCUGUGGUCGGUCCCGUACGUCCUGUCGGCGCUGGUCCACGGGCGCUUCAGGGACAGAGGCUUCAGCCUCGGAGUGAACGGGCGAACUCUGAGUGAGACCGAGCACCAGGGAUACGAGGUGAGCCUGCGGGGGGGCAGGGUGGAGCUCAGGAUUCCUGCAGGAGCCCACGGCGGAAACAUUAAGAGCGGGGUUGUGAGGGGCCGCUACAGCCAGUCCAUGACGGCCGAUCUGUUCCUCGUGAGGCGCUGGGAGGACGAGCGCUGGCCCCUCACGCAGCAUCGCUCCUUCAGGCGCCUGAAGACGCCUCUCGUCCCAAAGAGCCCGGCCCUCACUGACAACACGUUGUCCUCCGAGGGAUUGUUCUCCGUCACUUUAGGCCUCUUUGCGCCUGAUGUUUCCCUCCAGAAGGUCACGGUAGACGGUGUCGGUGACCUUCUCAUCUGGACCCCCAGCGACACCGACGGCCUCAGUGUGUCCAGGAUCUCCUACCUCAACGGGAGCCACUCCUACCUGCUUAGUUUCCUGUUGUCACACCCAAAAAUAAUCCCAGAGUACAUAGGUGGUGGCUAUGAGACGUACAGUCUCUCUUUUACCUUUAUUCUUCGCAUCUCCCCCAGCGGAGAGGUGUUUUACCAUCACGCCACAGUGGAGGAGAGCGUAGCAUACACAGCGCCACCGUCCCCCAAGCUGCAGGGGAAGUGCACCGAGAGCAGCCUGCUGGUGCUGCUGCACCACGGGGCCCACAGAGAGCUGCAGUGGGAGCUCUUCCUCGGGGCUCGCAAGCUGGACUGGGACCUGGUGGAGAUGGGCGGCUUCCUGGUGAAGGCCGAGGAGGACUUCCUGACCGUGGAGAUCCCCCUUUACAGCGUUGGCAUGAACUUUGCGGAUCUGACGUUGGGGGGUCUGGUCUCUGGAGUGGAAGUGUCUGUUGUGGACGCCGAGUCUCUGACCGUGAAGGACACUCUGGUCCAUAAAUGCACCUUUGCCGUUGUAGAACUACUGGUGUGUUUGCCAGAAGGGAGGAUGGUGGCGGUCGUGGACACCACCCACACCAUCCCGCCCACUCAGCCCAGCCGGACCACCCUGUUGGACCCCAGCUGUGUUCCCUCGGAGACGGACAGCGCCAGAGCCCUGUUCAACUUCAGCCUGGACUCCUGUGGGACGACUGUAACUACUGAGGGAAGUUUCCUUGUUUAUGAAAACCAGAUCAGUUACCCUCAAGACUUUCUGCCUUUGGAUGAUCCUCUCAUACACAGAGAUUCUCCAUACAGGCUGACGAUUCAGUGUCGCUACCCAGCCAACCAGAGCAGCGCUGUCGCUGUCCAGCACCCUCUGAACUCCUCUCUGGACCUUUCGACCAUACCAGUCAGACGCAGACGCAGGAAAGCUGCAAACACAGGCCAAAUAAAAUGGAGGGUGAAUUUGGAGAGACAGCAGAACCUAAAUCUAGUUUCAGUGUGGACCACAUGGACGCUCGUCUCCAUCCUGCUGCUGCUGACGCUCGGCUCGUUGGUUUCUUCAUACGUGACUUGAGAAUGAAAUAAAUGAACACUGUUGUUUUA
Molecule: messenger RNA, 1977 nt
Organism: Pseudoliparis swirei
Lineage: Eukaryota; Metazoa; Chordata; Actinopteri; Perciformes; Liparidae
Exons: 13
Coding region: 632-1948 (438 amino acids)
Source: RefSeq, a predicted model, not a curated record